AUGCGCGUGGUUACCAUUGUAACCCUGCUCUUAUUUUGUAAAGCCGCUGAGCUCCUCAGAGCAAGCCCCGGGAGUGCGAGAAGCCGAGCGCAUCAUGGCAGGGCCGGUGGGAGCCGGAGAGGCUCCAACCCGGUCAAACGGUAUGCGCCUGGCCUUCCCUGUGAAGUGUACACUUAUAUUCACGAGAAAUACUUAGAUUGCCAAGAAAGAAAACUAGUUUAUGUGCUGCCUGACUGGCCCGAGGAUUUGCUGCACAUGCUGUUAGCAAGAAACAAGAUCCGCAUUCUGAACAACAACAUGUUUUCCAAGUUCAAAAAGCUGAAAAGCCUGGAUCUGCAACAGAAUGAGAUCUCCAAAGUUGAGAGUGAGGCUUUCUUUGGUUUAAACAAGCUUACCACUCUCUUACUGCAACACAACCAGAUAAAGGUUUUGACGGAGGAGGCGUUCAUUUACACUCCUUUCCUGAGCUACCUGCGCCUGUAUGACAAUCCGUGGCACUGUAGUUGUGAGCUAGAAACGCUUAUUUCAAUGUUGCAGAUUCCAAGAAACAGGAAUUUGGGGAAUUAUGCCAAAUGUGAAAGUCCACCAGAACUGAAAAAUAAAAAACUGCGGCAGGUACAAUCUGAACAGUUAUGUAAUGAAGAAAAAAAUGAACAACUCGACCCAAAACCUCAAGUGUCAGGGAGACCCCCAGUUAUCAAGCCUGAGGUAGACUCUACUCUUUGCCACAAUUACGUGUUUCCCACACAAACGCUGGACUGCAAAAGUAAAGAGUUGAAGAAAGUUCCGAGCAACAUUCCACCAGAUAUUGUUAAACUUGACUUAUCAUACAAUAAAAUCCACCAGCUUCGACCCAAAGAGUUUGAAGAUGUUCAUGAGCUAAGGAAAUUAAAUCUUAGCAGCAAUGGCAUUGAAUUCAUAGACCCUGCUGCUUUUGUAGGGCUCACACAUUUAGAAGAGUUAGACUUAUCAAAUAAUAGUCUGCAAAACUUUGACUACGGAGUAUUGGAAGACUUAUACUUUUUGAAACUCUUGUGGCUCAGCGAUAACCCUUGGAGAUGUGACUACAACAUCCACUACCUGUACUAUUGGUUAAAGCAUCACUACAACGUACACGCUCAUGGUCUGGAGUGCAAAACGCCUGAAGAAUACAAAGGGUGGUUUGUGGGGAAGUACAUCCGGAGCUACUAUGAAGAAUGCCCCAAAGACAAGUUACCAGCGUACCCUGAAACAUUCGACCAGGAUCCCGAAGAUGAUGAAUGGGAAAAACUACAUCGGGAUCACACAGCAAAGAAACAAAGUGUAAGAAUCAUUAUUGUGGGAUAA
Messenger RNA from Chrysochloris asiatica (Cape golden mole), 1326 nucleotides. It is a transcript of the gene LRRC17, whose product is annotated as leucine rich repeat containing 17. NCBI's taxonomy places the organism in Eukaryota, Metazoa, Chordata, Mammalia, Afrosoricida, Chrysochloridae. The coding region runs from base 1 to 1326 and encodes 441 amino acids. The record is from RefSeq and is a predicted model, not a curated record. Gene Ontology annotation, molecular function: protein binding. The transcript is spliced from 3 exons.